This is a messenger RNA of Aethalodelphis obliquidens (Pacific white-sided dolphin), 2920 nucleotides long. RefSeq names its product transmembrane protein 200B (gene TMEM200B). The coding region runs from base 519 to 1442 and encodes 307 amino acids. The record is from RefSeq and is a predicted model, not a curated record. The transcript is spliced from 2 exons. NCBI's taxonomy places the organism in Eukaryota, Metazoa, Chordata, Mammalia, Artiodactyla, Delphinidae.
CCGGACGGCGCUGGGCAUCUGUAGGCUCUCAGAUGCCCCCAGAUUCCUCUCAGAUGCCCCCAGAUUCCUCUCCGGGGCGACUGGAAGGAGGGACUCUGCGAGACGGGGGAGGGCGUGCGGGCUUCGAAUCCUGUCUGCUCGCUCAGGCUGUGGGGCUGGGUCUCAGUUUCCGCACGUGGGAAGAGGGCGCCCUCCCAGGCCUUCUGAACGACGUUAGCGGGGGACUCGAGCCCCCGGAUCCUCCGAGUCACCGGGCGCGCACACAGCGCUUACCUGCGAGCCUCAGACUUGAGUCGCUGCCUCCUUCCAGCCGUGGGGCCUGGCCGGGCCCCGGCCAGACUGUCCCUGGGGCUCCAGGAGGGCGGGGCCAGGGCAGCGCUAGGCGGGGCCGGGCCAGGGGGCGGGGCCGGGGGCCGGGAUUCCUAGGAGACCGCGGCAGUGCCGCGAGCCGCGGCGCGCGGACUCGGACCCGGACCCAGCCGGGUGCGGAGGCGGCAGAGCGCCAAGACGACUGAGAGAUGACGGCUGGGAGCCCCGGAGACUGCGGGGAGGUGCGGAGGAGCCCCGAGGGCCGCGUCUCCCGCCUGGGCCGCCGCCUGGGCCGCCGCCGGCGCCCGCGCUCCCCGCCCGAGCCCCUGCGGGUGCGGGCGCGGCUGCGGCUGCGAUCGCCGUCGGGGGCGUUCGCGGCGCUGGGGGCGCUCGUGGUCCUGGUGGGCAUGGGCAUCGCAGUGGCCGGCUACUGGCCGCACCGCGCCGGGGUCCCGGGACCCCGGGCUGCAAACGCCAGCGCGCCCCCCCUGAGCGAGCUGCGGCGCGAGGGUCGGGGCGCCGGCCGGGCCCACGGCCCGCACGAGCGGCUGCGACUCCUUGGGCCCGUGGUCAUGGGCGUAGGCCUGUUCGUGUUCAUCUGCGCCAACACGCUGCUCUACGAGAACCGAGACUUGGAGACUCGACGGCUUCGUCAGGGGGUGCUGCGGGCUCAGGCGCUCCGACCCCCGGACGGCCCGGGCUGGGACUGCGCUCUCCUCCCCAGCCCCGGCCCCAGGACUCCCCGAGCCAUAGGCUGCGUGGAGCCAGAAAGCUGGGACCUGUCCCCGUGUCGGGGUACCUCACCAGUCCCAUCAGUGCGGAGUCUGCGUUCAGAGCCUGCUAAUCCUCGCUUGGGGUUACCUGCCCUGCUCAACAGUUACCCGCUGAAGGGCCCAGGGCUGCACCCACCCUGGGGUCCACGGACCCAGACUGGCCAUGUGAUUAUCACCGUGCAGCCCUCUGGUUCCUGCAUUGAACAUUCCAAGUCUCUGGAUCUGGGCCUUGGGGAGCUCCUGCUUAGGGCCCCAGCAGCUCGGGACUGUGCUCACCGAAGCUGGCCACGGCUGGACCGCCUUAGUCUGGGGGGUUACGCCAAGUUGGGAGGAGGAGGGGACUUGGGGGCCCGGGUCUGAGGAGCAGGGGACAGCCUGCUAUGAGGCUGCAGCAUGGACCAUGGUACCGGACUAGGAUGGGAGUCCCAAUGUCUAGUAGAUGCUUCAGUCACAUCCCAGACUGGGGACGGAUGCUCUGGCCCCAGCAGCUGCUAAGGCAUCCUGACUUGCAUGUCAGCAGAGAAAUGCCAGCUGCACAAGGGUUCAAAAAGCCGGAGAGAAUGUGUUUUAACGUGGAAUCUGGAGACCAGCAUGACUCAGCCUUAGGAAUUCCUUCAGCCUCCAAAAGUGGCCUUAGCCCUGGACAGGUACCUGAGGGGACUGGAGGUCCAGGCCAGGGUGAUUGGGAGAUGUAUCUGGUGUCUUGGCAAACCCAAAGUGGUGGGCAAGGACCCUAAGACUUGGAAGGUAGGUUGUGAUGUUACAGGCUGGGACAGGCUCCCUCCAAGGUGGCACUAGUGAUAGGGUUUGCGCCUCUGGGAAGACAGGCAAUGGGGUGGAGCUGAGAUGUUCCACCGCCAUCUGGGAUGGAGACUGAGCCUUUAAUUCCUACCACGUCAAGCCCUCCCCCCCUCAGCCAUGCAGGGUAUAUCCCACGAGGGCUACACUACUGCCAGUGCCUUCAUACUGAGGGUCUGGCCCCUCCCUUAAAGAGGUCUGAGAAGCCCCCUUUCUCUCCUUUGUCGUGGCCUGUGCCACAAAAUUUCCCUCCAGUUGGCAAAAAGCAUAUGCCGGUUCCCAGAAAUCCUUUUAUAUGUUGAAACUGCAUUUUGGUCAAUGUGGACACCUUUAGAAAAUGGCUUGGAUUUGGGUCUUCCUGUCGCACGUUUAAUUUUUCCCAAGUUGCCGGUAAGAGAAGAGAACUUUAAAAGUUGAUCAAUCUUCACAGAGUCCUUUUUUUUUUUAAGUUUAUUGAAAAAUGCAAUACAAGAAGAAGCAAGACCAAACAGUAUCUAAACACUACCACCACUUCUCUAACUACAAAAGGCCAAAACGGCAGACCUAAUUAUUGCCUAUUUAAUCUAAGGAUUUUGCCAAUUUGAUUCGGCUGGCAUAGUUCCUAUUUUGUCAAGAAAUGUAAACAACUACUUGAUAUGAUUCAUAAUUUUUUUUUUUUAAUUUACAAAGCUCCUUCAUUUUUGUCACCAAAAUAAAACAUUUGAGAGAGAUCUGUAAAACCAACCAGCCUGGGGCUAAGAUCCUGGACAGGUAUUUCCCACGAGCCUUCCUUGGUGUUGGUCAGGCCAUAGCCCUGGCUCCAUUUCCCGAGGUGGACUGUUUGCUUCCUCACCCUCAGCUGCCCCGCAACACACGGUGGGGGGCUGGGGGCGGGCAGAGGCCCUGACAGGUCCCUGCAGCCAGGCUCUGUGGGCCCUCAGCGGAUAAAUUCAGGUCCUGCUUUGUGGGUGGGUUGGGUAGGUGGGUGGCAGAGACCUCAUGUGGCUUGGAAGAAAUCUUUGUUGCUGAAGUGAGAUAAAAAUAAAAUUGCAGUGAGAGUU